Messenger RNA from Dovyalis caffra, 219 nucleotides. Lineage: Eukaryota; Viridiplantae; Streptophyta; Magnoliopsida; Malpighiales; Salicaceae. The record is from the annotation of a GenBank genome assembly.
AUGCAUCAUGUGCUGCUUGAAAGCUCCUUCGGCUUAAGAGAAGUUUCUGAAGGCUGUGGAGAAAUGCUAGAUAAUUUGGGAAAACUUGGCUUAACAUCCCACACUCAGUCUUUCUGUUUUGGCUACCUCACCGAAACGAAGAAAACUAUUGAAGUUGAAAUUCAGCCAGAGAGCAGACAUCUUGCUUGCUUGCAAGUUGCAACCCACGUGAUGGAAUAA